CUCCCGCAGCUGGAGAGGACCCGAAUGUCCGGGACCCCCCGCACGCCCUCGACCCCCCCCGCUCGGCCGCGCCGGAGGGGACACGCAAGGGGACACGCGAGGGGACACGCGAGGAUGCUGGUGCUGCUGUGGCUGACGGUGACGGUGGUGGCCGGGGGAGGCCCUGAGGGAGCGGUGCAGUUCCUGGCAGUGGGUGACUGGGGGGGGGUCCCUGACCCCCCCUUCGCCACCCCCCGCGAGGUGGCCACAGCAGUGGCCAUGGGACGCGCGGCCACCGAACUCGGCGCCGACUUUGUCCUCAGCCUUGGGGACAACUUCUACUAUGAGGGGGUGCGGGACGAGUGGGACCCCCGCUUCGAGGAGACCUUCGAGCGGGUGUUCACGGCCCCGGGGCUGCAGGAGCUGCCCUGGUUCUUGCUGGCCGGGAACCACGACCAUGCUGGGAACGUCACCGCGCAGCUGGCGUACAGCCACCACUCCCCCCGAUGGCACUUCCCACACUACUACUACAGCCUGCGCCUCUCCCUGCCGGGCACCAACACCUCUGCCCGGCUGCUGGUGCUGGACACGGUGCUGCUCUGCGGCGGCGGGGAUGACUUUGGGACGGAGGGGGGUGCCCCCAGGGGUCCCCGGGACGCUGCAGCGGCGGCGGCGCAGCUGACCUGGUUACGGGGACGCUUGGCGGCUGCGCGGCACGACCGUUACGUGCUGGUGGCUGGGCACUACCCGGUGUGGUCGGUGGCCGAGCACGGUCCCACCGCCUGCCUGGUGCAGCUGCUGCGGCCGCUGCUGCGGCGUCACCGCGUCACCGCUUACCUCUGCGGCCAUGAUCACAACCUGCAGUUCCUGGCAGAGGGGGGGGUGGGCUACGUGGUGAGCGGCGCCGGCAACUUCAUGGAGGGGUCUCAGCACCACGGGGGGGCUGUGCCCCCCGGCUCCCUCCGCUUCUUUUUCGGGCCGCCCUCGUCCCCUGGCGGCUUCGCCCACCUGCGCCUGGACGCCCACGCAGCCACCGUCACCUUCCUGGAGGCCACCGGCCGCGUCCUCUACCGCGUGGCCCUGCCGCCCCGUGACCUCUGACCUCUGACCCCCGUGCCCGAGACAUGCGGCGCCUGACCCCGGCAGAGCCGGGGAACACGUGGCAGGGGGCCGCCCCGGCACGGGAGGAGCUCUGUCACGGCCCCCCCGGUGUCCCCGGUGUCCGUGGGGGUGCAGGGCGGGCCCCCCCGUGACCUUUGACCUUGGAGACAUGGGGCGGGACCCCAGCGACCUCUGACCUCGGGGAUCCCCAAAGCCCCGUGGGAGCCCCCAGCGCGGGCCCCGCACCCCACCCCACCCCUUCCCCAAUAAAGGGUUUUGGACGGA
Molecule: messenger RNA, 1365 nt
Organism: Grus americana (Whooping crane)
Lineage: Eukaryota; Metazoa; Chordata; Aves; Gruiformes; Gruidae
Gene: ACP5
Product: acid phosphatase 5, tartrate resistant
Exons: 6
Coding region: 25-1080 (351 amino acids)
Biological process (GO): bone resorption
Molecular function (GO): acid phosphatase activity; ferric iron binding; ferrous iron binding
Source: RefSeq, a predicted model, not a curated record